AUGGCCAACACUAAGAACGGCGAUACUCUCCAUGAGGUUGCGUGGCCGAUCGAUCCGAUGUACGACGUCAAGUUGGUGGAGCGAGGAGACGCAGUGACCGUCACCAUAUUCAACGAUAGCAAUGCUGCGCUGACGAUUCUCAACGGCAAAAUAUCGCCCCUAGCGUUGUGGAUAACCGUCGACCCCAUCCUACGAUUGAUCGAAAGGCAGAGCGAUAUAAUCGCGUCUUUAGGGCCCACCGUUCGACUGUACUUGCGCUGGAUCCCUGGACAUGGACACAAGAUUUUGCCGCACCAACGAGCCGACAAGUUGUCGCGGAUCUCCCGAGAACGUCAGCGGUCAUACUGGUAUGAGUAUGACAAUAACUAG
Messenger RNA from Dichotomopilus funicola, 369 nucleotides. RefSeq lists its product as uncharacterized. The transcript is spliced from 2 exons. The record is from RefSeq and is a predicted model, not a curated record. The coding region runs from base 1 to 369 and encodes 122 amino acids. NCBI's taxonomy places the organism in Eukaryota, Fungi, Ascomycota, Sordariomycetes, Sordariales, Chaetomiaceae.